AUGCCGUACAACGAUAAGCAUAAGGAUGAGCAUAACAAGCAGGAGCAGGAUAAAGAUGUAGAGGAGACGAAGGAUGAUGAGGUGAAGGAGGAGCUGCUGCUGCUGCUGCUGCUGCAGCUGGCCGCCACAACAGUUUACAAAGGUAUCUGUCAGUCGAUUAACUUUAUAACCCUCUACCGUUAUGUCUUCUUUGAUGCUCCAGAUGUUUUCUUACACAUAUCCUGCAUCCCUUGUGGGUUGAGACCAUCAUCGCUGCGCAAAUCGUCCUUCUCCAGCAGCAGCAGCAUCAAUAACGCUUGUCCUCCGCCGCCGCCCACGCCGCAUCAGCACCAAUUGACUGGCAGCAGUCAGCUUCAAAAGAACCAUCAUCAUCCGCACCAGAGUCCACAUCAUCAUCAGCAGCAGCAGCACCAGCAACAGCAUCAACACAGGCGCAGCAGCAGCAUCAGCCAUACCGACAUUGGUUGCACUUUGGCCACGAAACCCGUCAUCAAUUUGCUAGGCAAUCAGCAGCAGGUCAACUACUUUGAAUUCCCGCCCACCACACGAAGUGGCGCCCCACUCUUGUUGGCCAAACGUUGCCCCGCCACCGCCUCCACACCGUCGCUAAAUUGCCUGCAGCAGCAGCAACAACAACAGCCACAGCAACAUCAACGGCAACAGCAACAUCAACAACAACAGCAAAGUUCCAUAGCAGAUAUUGCAAAUUCAAGCUAUAGCUCUGCGGUUGCCAAAGCGGCUGCCUCAACUGCUUGUGCACUUCUAGCCACGUGCCACGUGACCAACAACAGCUCUAGCCUUAGUCCCAGCUCCAAUCGUUACCAACAGCAACAACAACAACAGCAACAGCAGCAACAACAAACCAAAGACAGGAACAGCAUGGGUCGACGUGAGAUUAAACGUUCCAAUACCAGUGGGUCCACCACCCGAUCCUACGACAGUGGCAGCGCAACAACAAACUUUGUUGGCAAAUUUACGCAGAGCGUGCGUCGAAUUGUGCAGGAUGUGAAGGACGAGGGUGCACCUAGUGGCAUGACACGCGAUGAGGUCAUUGAAACCAAUGAACGGCUACGUUCGCUACGCCUGCGCCUGGAGGAAUCAUACGACACGGUGAAGAAGGCACUGAUUAACCUGAUGAACAAGUACGGCGACUCGAAGAGCCAUCGCAACAUAUUUCAACGUUAUCCAAUGCUCAAGCUAAUGAUAAAGGAAGUCAUACGCUUGGAGACUCAGUACUGGACGUUGGUGGACAUACCGCGUCAGGAGAAGCAGGAAACCGUGCCCUCCUACGUAAUGCGAGCCUGUUCCAUUAUGGAGAAGACUCAGAAGUCCGGUGAGGGCGUCAAGACCUCGGCCAGGCUGGCUGAUGAAGCCGCCGAGCGGAGGGAGCGCAUGGAGCGGUUAGAACACAUGACAACGGCACAAAUCGAGCACGAGAACACACAGCUGAUUAAUGAUUUGUAUCGUCUGCUAAAAAAGUAUCUGGGCUUGCGGCAUUUGAUACGCGUGCUAAAGGAAGAGUACGGCAGCUCAAAGAUGUAUCCGAUAUUUCCACGAUACACAAUGCUCAAGGACAUGAUAAAGGGCAUUAUGCACGACCCGGACUACAUGGAGGUGUGUCACGAAACGCUGGCCAACUCCAACUGAGCCGAGGCCUCCGGAAAUGGCAGGCGUCGCAUGAGUGUCAUUUGAGAGGGCCACACAUAAAGUGAAGGAGCAAACAAACCAACAACAGCAUCAGGAGCUCAAGCUGCCACAAACAAAAAGGGAGGCAGGAUGCGAGCUAAGUGUGCUGAUUUCACAUGCGACUUUCAGUCAUUCCCAGCUAUUGUUAAGCUGCUUUAAAAUCAUGCCUGACGAGCGAUUGUCAACUUUUGGAAUAGUUAGAUACAAAUCUUUAGGUAAUUUUAGCCAAAUCAAAAAGGCAAAACAAACCAACUAAGCAACUCAACUCAACUAAACUAAAACUCAACUAAUAACUACAAGCAGACCCCACCACAACAGUAAACUACUGA
Molecule: messenger RNA, 2015 nt
Organism: Drosophila innubila
Lineage: Eukaryota; Metazoa; Arthropoda; Insecta; Diptera; Drosophilidae
Product: mediator of RNA polymerase II transcription subunit 15
Source: RefSeq, a predicted model, not a curated record